GGUCUAUUAAUAGCUGAUCCCACAGAGUCAGACCCGGCCCAGCACGUCCUCCACCGCUGCACCACCAUGCCCGGCAGCCAGGCCCAAUUCCGGGCCAGAGACCGCAACAAUGUCCUGAACCGGCCCGAGUUUCUGUCCCUGAACCAGCCAUCCCGCCGGGAACAGGCGGUGGGGGAGGGACGGGGGGGCGGAGGUCCGAGGAGACCUGUGUUCAGACAGCAGAGUCAGCAGGACAGCACAGGGGGGAGGGGGGCCAGAGAGUCCUCCGAGAGCGGUCCAACUGCUGACAGCGGCGGUGCGAAGGAUGCCUCCCGCUGGCCGGAGCAGGACUGCAUGCAGCUUAACCCGUCUUUCAAAGGUAUCGCCAUCAGCUCUCUGCUCGCCAUUGACAUCAGUCUCUCAAAGCGUCUAGGGGUCUGCGUGGGAGCCCGCGGCUCCGGGGCCCCGCUCCGCCCCAUGAUCACCUUGCUGGCCCUCACUGGCCACGCCCUCCCCUGGAUCUGUGGCACCCUAAUCUGCCUGUGGAGGAGCAGCACGCUGGCUGGACAGGAAGUGCUUGUCAACCUGUUGCUGGCGCUGAUACUAGAUGUGAUGACGGUUGCUGGGAUGCAGAAGUUGGUCAAACGUCGGGGACCGUGGGAUUUCCCGCCAACCUUUUUUGACUACAUUGCCAUGGAUAUGUACUCGUUCCCAGCAGCCCACGCCAGUCGGGCCGUCAUGGUGUCCAAGUUUCUGCUGAACCACCUGGUGCUGGCGGUGCCUCUGAGGAUCCUACUCUGCCUGUGGGCCUUCCUGGUGGGCGUGUCUCGGGUGUUGCUGGGGAAACACCACCUGUCAGACGUAGGUUGCGGCUUUGCACUUGGCUUCCUGCACUUCAGCCUGGUGGAGUCGGUGUGGCUGGACUCGGCCACCUGCCAGACGCUCAUCUCCAUCGGCACGCUGGGCUGGACUCUGGUCUGACCUGGUCCAGACUGGUUCUGCUGCAGACUCGGGUCCAGCUUCGCUGGGUUUUUCUGCCUUCCAUCAGCUCAGUGCUGCUGACAGGAGGCAGGAGCCAUGUGGUCCCAACUGUGGAGGACCUGAGGAGGGCUCGUAGGAAUGUUUGAGUCACAGGUACUGAAACAGGAAGUGUCUGCAGUCCCACGUCCUGUGGGCUUUUCUUUCUUGCCACCAUCUCAGAUUCUUCAGUAAAAUUUUGUUGAAGUUUUUUUCAUGUCAGAAACCGAGUUUGGACUUUCAUUCUGCUAAUGUUGAAUUUUAUUUGAAGAAUGUCCUCGGCUGUUUGAAGCUUCAUAGUUUUUGCAUUGUUCACUGAGAACAGAGUUCACAACAAAAGCUGAAGGUUGCUCCUCAGAGCUAAAGCUCGGGUGUUAUAAUGGCGCUACAGAUUCUCUUUUCGGGGAAGUUUUCCCAAAACGAUUGUGUUGACUGUCUCAUCAAAUCUCAGAAACUUUCGAACAGGUGCUGAUUAUGUAUCUGAAAGUGUGACGAUGCCAGAUUGUAUAAGAAAGGCUGACUCGUGAAGUGCAAACAAACCUCUCAGGUUCAGACUCCUUCAAACUCUUUUCUUUUCCUGAUGAGUCGGCAUCAGCUCGAUAAGUGUUUGUCAGCAUGGUGAAUACCUACAGAAGCAUUCACAGAAAUACGCCGCGACUGUAAGGCUGCCAUCGUGUCCCACAACAAGCAGCUAAUGAGGGCAAUAUUUAUCAAAGACAUGAACUUUGAUCUUAACCCCUAACAGCAUCCACGUCUCUGUUUGCACUGCUGUGGUUUAGCAGGUUUACAAUUUGUUUUCAGAAUCUCCACAAGAACAGGCCUGCCUGAGUCUUCCAGAAACGGUCCAAUCAGAAGAACCUUAAAGGGGAGGAGCUAAAUCAGCUUGUUUAGGACAAGGGAUGAAGGGAGGGGCUGCACCAUGCCUAGUGUGAACUGUGACUCAUGCAAAGCUGCUUUAUUAGACUUCACGUAUAGAUUUAAAGAAUGGAAGUGAGCCCAACAUCGCCUCCUCAGACAAACUUUUUAUUAAAACAAAAAAUUGUCCAAGUUUUUCUUCUGUUCUAAACGCUGUUAUCGGAGCGCCGUCUUUAUGCAGAUUAUACCCUGAUCUGUAUUGCUCUGUUUCUCUGUGUAAAACAUCCCGGAUCUUAAACUUGAGCUUUCCCUUUUCCUUUUGUUAGUGUCUGUCAAACAGUAUUUCAGCUAAAAACAUUAUAUUUAACUCUUCAAAGUUCAAAUACAGAGAGUUCAUGAUUCUAGAUGAAAAUGAAGAAAUGAGAAUUCACCAUGUUUCAUCUGAAGGUUUCUGUAGUUUUUCUGCCCCCACAUUGGCUAGUUUGUCCUAAAGCUGAGAUGAUGAAACAUGUCAAGUUUAAACUAUGCAUCUGUUCAGAGUUGCUAAAUAAAACCUGUUUGUUGCCUAAA
Messenger RNA from Haplochromis burtoni (Burton's mouthbrooder), 2421 nucleotides. RefSeq names its product inactive phospholipid phosphatase 7. Bases 67 to 960 code for a protein of 297 amino acids. Lineage: Eukaryota; Metazoa; Chordata; Actinopteri; Cichliformes; Cichlidae. Gene Ontology annotation, molecular function: sphingosine-1-phosphate phosphatase activity. The transcript has 4 exons. Gene Ontology annotation, cellular component: nuclear envelope. The record is from RefSeq and is a predicted model, not a curated record.